AUAAAGGUCACUUAUGUUAUUUAUUAUUAUCAGAAAAUGACCUGAAUCACAAAGCCAAAAAAAAAACCUAAACGCAUCUUCUUCUUCUCACUUUCAAGGAUCAAGAGAUCGCUUCUUACAGUUCCAUCUUCCAACAUUUUACUCAGCAGCUUCAGAUGGUGAUUCCACCAGCAGUGAGACCACCACGUCUCUUCGACUACCUAAAACCUUACGUGCUGAAAAUGCAUUUCACAAACAAGUUUGUCCACGCACAAGUCAUCCACUCACCAACAGCCACAGUGGCUUGCUCAGCGAGCUCGCAAGAGAAAGCAUUGAGAGAAACAAUGGACAUCACACGCGACGUCGCUGCUGCUUCAAAGAUUGGUAAAAUUCUUGGAGAAAGACUCUUGAUGAAAGAUAUUCCCGCUGUUACUAUUCAGAUGAAGAAAGAACAGAGGUAUCAUGGUAAAGUCAAGGCUGUUAUCGAUUCUGUAAGAGAAGCUGGUGUCAAGUUGCUCUGAAGAUUAUUCAAUAAUCUGAAUCAGUUUGGCAAUGUCGUUUCUUUUUCCGGUUAAUCGGACAAAUUGAGAUAAGAUUGGUGCCACAUUUUUAAAGCCCUGCUUUUAAAAUCCAUGUUACAAGAUAAUGAAUGUUAUAAGCUUUGACUAUGGAAGUAAAAUAGAUUACAUAAAUUUAAUGUCUUUAAUACUAUUCUGCGAUUA
Arabidopsis thaliana (thale cress) is the source of this 701-nucleotide messenger RNA. RefSeq names its product Ribosomal L18p/L5e family protein. Gene Ontology annotation, biological process: translation. Lineage: Eukaryota; Viridiplantae; Streptophyta; Magnoliopsida; Brassicales; Brassicaceae. Gene Ontology annotation, cellular component: ribosome. Bases 156 to 500 code for a protein of 114 amino acids. Gene Ontology annotation, molecular function: structural constituent of ribosome. The transcript has 2 exons. The record is from RefSeq and is marked reviewed.